AUGGCAAUUAUUUAUAAAAAUAAUAUGAAAACACAUAGAUAUAAUUCAUAUUCUAAUGAUUUAAAUAGAGGAAAAAUGGAAUGUAGAAUAUCUCGUAGAUCUAUUCUUUUUAUAUCAUUAAGUUUAUGUGUAAUUUCGUUAUUUUAUAUAUCUUUAUUGAAUAUAUAUGAAGAGAAUAUAGUUCAAUAUAGAAAAAAUAUUGAAAUAAUGUCACGAAAUUUAACUGAAAUUGAAAAUGAAAGCAAUAAUAAUAUGCAAAGAAAAAAUACAAUGAAUCAUUCGGAUAAAACAAAUGAAAGUUCCAAAAAUUCAUAUAAUAAUGAAACAGUUACAUUAGAAAAUAAACCAUAUAAUGAUUUGUCAAAGAAUUUAACAGAAAAGGAAUUAUUUGAUGUGCUAAAGUCAUUAGAAGAAUGUCCAUCCAAAGAAGAUCUUAUAAAUAUAUGGGCUCAUACACUUGGUGUUGCAAACGAAGAUUUUGAAAAUAUAAACAAAUCUUUAAAGGGAUUUAUGGAAAAAUAUUUAGAUAAUGAUGUUUAUAAGAAUUCUGUUAAUAGUAGUGUACGAAAAUAUAUAUAUAAAUGGAUAUGGGGAAGAAUUAUUUGGACGUUUUAUAGAACAGUAGCAACUGAAGAGGUAGAAUACACUAAAAAUUUUUAUAGUUUAAUUAAAGGUGAUCAUACACUUGAUGAUAUAUUAAAAUUUAUUUACUCAUUCUUAGAAUAUUUUCAAAUAUUAAAAAAAGAAUUACAUGAAAAAAAUCAAACGGAACUAUUACAUAAAAUGGCUAUAUUAUUGAAUGAAAAUCAUUAG
Molecule: messenger RNA, 813 nt
Organism: Plasmodium adleri (nom. inval.)
Lineage: Eukaryota; Apicomplexa; Aconoidasida; Haemosporida; Plasmodiidae
Product: Plasmodium exported protein (PHISTa-like), unknown function
Exons: 2
Coding region: 1-813 (270 amino acids)
Source: RefSeq, a predicted model, not a curated record